Messenger RNA from Cyclopterus lumpus (lumpfish), 1595 nucleotides. RefSeq names its product betaine-homocysteine methyltransferase (gene bhmt). Lineage: Eukaryota; Metazoa; Chordata; Actinopteri; Perciformes; Cyclopteridae. Gene Ontology annotation, molecular function: zinc ion binding; betaine-homocysteine S-methyltransferase activity. The coding region runs from base 83 to 1282 and encodes 399 amino acids. The transcript has 8 exons. The record is from RefSeq and is a predicted model, not a curated record.
UAAAUGCGGCGUGGACCGUCUGCACCGAGACCCUUUCCGAACUCACAGGGACUCGAGAGGGCCGGUCACUGCUGCAACAGCCAUGGCACCGGGAGCAAAGAAGGGCAUCUUGGAGCGUCUGGAUGGAGGAGAGAUCGUCAUCGGGGACGGAGGCUUCGUCUUCGCCCUCGAGAAGAGGGGCUACGUCAAGGCGGGGCCGUGGACCCCCGAGGCUGCAGCCGAGCACCCGGAAGCAGUGCGUCAGCUGCACCGGGAGUUCCUGAGAGCCGGAUCCAGUGUCAUGCAGACCUUCACUUUCUACGCAAGCGACGACAAGCUGGAGAACAGGGGCCACACUCAGAGCUUCACUGGGCAGCAAAUAAACGAGGCCGCGUGUGACCUGGCCAGGGAGGUGGCCGAUGAGGGCGAUGCUCUGGUGGCCGGAGGCGUCUCUCAGACCCCCGGGUACCUCAGCUGCAAGAGCGAGGAUGACGUCAAGGCCAUCUUCAAGAAACAGACCGACGUCUUCGUCGAGAAAAACGUGGACUUCUUGAUCGCCGAGUACUACGAGCACGUGGAAGAGGCCGAGUGGGCCGUGCAGGUCCUGAAGAGCACCGGGAAGCCCGUGGCUGCAACUCUGUGCAUCGGGCCCGAGGGAGACCUGAACGGAGUCAGCCCCGGAGACUGUGCCGUCAGACUCGUCAAAGCCGGAGCUCACAUUGUGGGCGUCAACUGCCACUUUGACCCGGAGACCUGCGUGAAGACUGUGAAGAUGAUGAAGGAGGGAGUGGAGAAGGCCGGGCUGAAGGCUCACUACAUGUGCCAGCCGCUGGCUUACCACACUCCUGACUGCAACUGCCAGGGUUUCAUCGAUCUGCCCGAGUUCCCUUUCGGUCUGGAGCCGAGGAUCCUGACCAGAUGGGACGUACAGAAAUACGCCCGGGAAGCCUACAACGCUGGCAUCCGCUACAUCGGGGGCUGCUGUGGCUUCGAGCCCUAUCACAUCCGGGCCCUGGCCGAGGAGCUGGCCACCGAGAGGGGUUUCCUGCCCGCCGGCUCCGAGAAGCACGGCAACUGGGGCGCUGGUCUGGAGAUGCACACGAAGCCUUGGGUCAGAGCCAGGGCCCGUCGUGACUACUGGGAGACGCUGAAGCCCGCGUCCGGCCGCCCCCUCUGCCCCUCGAUGGCCUCGCCCGACGGUUGGGGGGUCACCAAAGGUCACGCUGACCUGAUGCAGCAGAAGGAGGCGACCUCCCAGGAGCAGCUGAAGGCCCUCUUCGACAAGGCCAAUAAAAGCCAGUGAAGACGAGAGAAGGCGCGUUUCACACGGUCCCUGAAGUUGACGUAACCAAAAAGAUCGACAUUGAUAUCUUUCUCUCUUUUAGGACCAUUUUUACUGUAUGUGGAAGACCGGCGUCAUAAUGCUGAAACUUUUUUAAAUGAGCUUUCAAGCCUAAAGCAACAAAAGAAAAUCGCAACUGUGAAUUGCCGAGGCUGCAAAAAAACCAAAAGCAGCAGCUGUGAAUGCACUAAAAGAAAAUGCUGUAACACUCCAACUGUGCCUGAUGUUUUCUUACCAAAUAAUUGAAUGAUGUGUAGCAAUAAACUUCAAAUUG